CACGCCGGUAUGAAAAGAAACGUGUUUGCGUUGCAGUAUUUGUUUUUAUUGUAUUGACGUUUAGUGUACUCUAUCAAGAUUAGCAUUGUAAGCUAAUUAAACAGAUAAUAUUAUAACUCAUUGGCAAAAUGGAUCCUGACUACUAUGAUGAGUUUGGAAAUUAUAUCGGUCCUGAAUUAGCAUCUGAUAGUGAGGAAGAAAAUGAAUAUGGAAACAUUGGUGAUGAUGCAGAUGACAGAGAACCUUCUGAUGAGGAAAUUGAAGAGGAUAAGGAUGAAAAUAAGGAUGCUGGAGAGUCAAAUUCCAUGGCAGUUGUACUUCAUGAAGAUAAAAGGUACUAUCCUAGUGCUUUGGAAGUCUAUGGACCAGAGGUUGAAACGUUAGUACAAGAAGAAGAUGCUCAACCUCUUGACAAGCCAUUAGUUGAACCAGUGAAAAAGACUAAAUUUCAAAUUAAAACUCAACAGCUUCCUGAUACUAUUUAUAAUAUAGAUUAUCUAGCAGAUUUAAUGGAUUGUCCAGAUUUAAUUCGUAAUGUUGUACUUUUGGGACAUUUGCACCAUGGAAAAACUACAUUAGUGGAUUGUUUACUCAGGCAAACACAUCCAUAUAUUCAUUCAGUUACAGAUGAGAAGCCUUUAAGAUGGACCGAUACGUUAUUUACUGAACAACAGAGAGGCGUUUCCACAAAAGCAGUGCCAGUCACUUUAGUUUUGCCAGAUGUCAAAUCUAAAUCUUAUCUCCUUAACAUAUUUGACACUCCAGGACAUGUUAAUUUUUCUGACGAAGCAACAGCUGCUAUUCGUCUGUCCGAUGGAGCAGUAUUAUUGGUAGAUGCAGCUGAAGGUGUCAUGUUGAACACAGAAAGGCUUUUGAAGCAUGCACUGCAAGAAAAGCUAGCCUUUACUGUUUGCAUCAACAAAAUUGAUAGACUUAUACUCGAACUAAAGCUUCCACCUCUUGAUGCUUAUUACAAAUUACGUCACAUUAUAGAGGAAAUUAAUAGUCUAAUAGCCCUACACUCGGAUACAGAGAAUCCACAGUUUGUUUCUCCAGCUAUUGGAAAUGUUUGUUUUGCUAGUUCAGAAUACAAUGUUUGCUUCACAUUGAAAUCAUUUGCAGCGCUUUAUGCAAGAGAUUACCCUUUGUUGAAUAUCAAUGAAUUUGCGAAACGCCUAUGGGGAGAUAUUUAUUUCAACUCAAAGUCACGAAAGUUUACCAAGAAACCAGCUCACAACACUGCUCAGAGAAGUUUUAUUGAGUUUAUUUUGGAGCCAUUGUACAAAAUUUUUGCGCAAGUCGUUGGUGACGUGGACACAACUCUACCCGAUGUUCUUGACGAGCUAGGAAUUCGCCUGACAUCCGAGGAAAUGAAAAUGAAUAUCCGACCACUACUGAGGCUGGUCUGCACGCGUUUCCUUGGUGAUAUGAGUGGUUUCGUGGACAUGUGUGUCUCCCACAUACCCAACCCGAAGAGUAAUGCUUUGUCAAAAGUGUCGCACAUAUACACAGGACCGAUUGAGUCGCUCUUAGCAAAGGACAUGGCCGAUUGCAAUCCCGACGGGCGUCUCAUGAUACACAGCACUAAGAUGUAUCCGACCGACGAUUGCACGUUGUUUGUAGUUCUGGGUCGCGUGAUGUCCGGCACCCUGAACGCCGGCGACAAAGUGCGAGUGCUCGGCGAAGCUUACACGCGCCAGGACGAGGAGGACUCGCGCGUAAUGACCGUGGGUAGAUUGUGGGUCAGUGAGGCGAGGUACAACAUCGAGCUUAGCAUGGUGCCGGCAGGUAACUGGGUUCUGAUCGAGGGCAUAGACCGCGCUAUCGUCAAAACCAGCACGAUCACUGACCUCGUCGACAGCGACGACUUGUGCAUCUUCAGGCCGCUCAAGUUUAACACGCAGAGCGUCAUCAAGAUCGCCGUCGAGCCGGUAAAUCCGUCGGAGUUGCCGAAAAUGCUUGACGGUUUGAGGAAAGUGAACAAGAGUUAUCCGCUGCUGACGACGAAGGUCGAGGAGAGCGGUGAGCACGUGAUCAUGGGCACCGGCGAAUUGUACCUUGACUGUGCCAUGCACGAUCUGCGAAAGAUGUACUCGGAGAUCGAUAUCAAGGUGGCCGAUCCAGUAGUCGCCUUUGCGGAAACGGUCGUCGAGACGUCUUCGCUGAAGUGCUUCGCAGAAACGCCCAACAAGAAGAACAAGCUAACGAUGAUCGCGGAGCCCCUUGAACGUGGCCUUGCGGAGGACAUCGAGUCGGAGCAGGUGAAGAUCACGUGGAACAAAAAGCGCCUCGGCGAGUUCUUCCAGCAGAAAUACGAUUGGGAUCUGUUGGCCGCUCGUAGUAUCUGGGCUUUCGGACCGGACGCUACAGGGCCAAAUAUUUUGGUCGACGACACGCUACCUUCCGAGGUGGAUAAAUCAUUACUGAACAGCGCACGCGAGGCAAUCGUGCAAGGCUUCCAGUGGGGUACCCGAGAGGGUCCUCUCUGCGAGGAGCCCAUCAGAAAUGUCAAAUUCAAGAUUCUCGACGCCGUCAUUGCGCAAGAGCCUCUUCAUCGUGGAGGUGGUCAAAUCAUUCCAACAGCGAGGCGGGUCGCCUAUUCGGCGUUUCUCAUGGCGACACCACGUCUCAUGGAACCUUACCUGUUCGUGGAAGUGCAGGCGCCCGCUGACUGCGUGUCGGCUGUGUACACAGUGCUGGCCAAAAGGCGAGGCCACGUAACGCAGGACGCGCCGGUGCCUGGCAGUCCGCUCUACACCAUCAAAGCUUUUAUCCCAGCGAUUGACAGUUUCGGUUUCGAGACCGAUCUUCGCACCCACACCCAGGGCCAGGCAUUCUGCUUGUCGGUGUUCCACCACUGGCAGAUUGUGCCGGGUGAUCCGCUAGACAAGAGUAUUACGAUCAGGCCCUUGGAGCCCCAGCCAGCCACGCAUCUGGCUCGCGAAUUCAUGCUGAAGACGAGACGCCGGAAGGGACUAUCCGAAGACGUGUCGAUUAAUAAGUUCUUCGACGAUCCCAUGUUGCUGGAGCUCGCUCGGCAGGACGUGCUGCUCAAUUAUCCGCUUUAAGAGCGACGAAGAUGUGCACGCAUGUUUUGUGUGUGUGUGUGUGUGUGUGUGUAUGUGUAUGUGUGUGUGACUGGUUUGAUUAAGGUUUGUGUGAUUAUUUUAGCUUUUUUUCACUUUCUUUCUACUAAGCGUUUGAAGACUGACUUAUGAGUCUUUUCCACGUGCCUCUUGUUGUCCAGCUAAACCGAUACUUAUCUCUCGGGGUCCCAGCACCACGGGUUUGAAUAUCUGAUCAGCUCUCCGAGGAAAGUGUAUAAAUCUUGAGGCGAAAACAUGUAAUCAAAUUUCACUGAGGAAGCAUAAAAAAAUAAAUGAAAUAAAACGACACGCAAG
This is a messenger RNA of Phymastichus coffea, 3401 nucleotides long. RefSeq names its product 116 kDa U5 small nuclear ribonucleoprotein component. Gene Ontology annotation, cellular component: U2-type catalytic step 2 spliceosome; cytosol; U4/U6 x U5 tri-snRNP complex. Lineage: Eukaryota; Metazoa; Arthropoda; Insecta; Hymenoptera; Eulophidae. The record is from RefSeq and is a predicted model, not a curated record. Gene Ontology annotation, biological process: mRNA splicing, via spliceosome. Gene Ontology annotation, molecular function: GTP binding; translation elongation factor activity; U5 snRNA binding. The coding region runs from base 129 to 3068 and encodes 979 amino acids. The transcript has 7 exons.